Limanda limanda (common dab) is the source of this 959-nucleotide messenger RNA. RefSeq names its product actin binding transcription modulator (gene abitram). NCBI's taxonomy places the organism in Eukaryota, Metazoa, Chordata, Actinopteri, Pleuronectiformes, Pleuronectidae. The transcript is spliced from 6 exons. Gene Ontology annotation, biological process: regulation of filopodium assembly; regulation of actin filament polymerization; dendrite morphogenesis. The record is from RefSeq and is a predicted model, not a curated record. Gene Ontology annotation, cellular component: dendrite; filopodium tip; lamellipodium. Gene Ontology annotation, molecular function: actin monomer binding; actin filament binding. The coding region runs from base 87 to 635 and encodes 182 amino acids.
UAGCGGUCCGUCAAGCCAAGUCGUGGAGUAGCAGACAUUUCUACAAUUUAUUGUGUUUUGUCACAGUCGUGUUGUGAAUAGUUUGAAUGGACGACACAGAGCAGAGAGACCCAGAGGACAUUGCGCCUUCAGUUAUUGAGCGGUACUACACACGGUGGUAUAGAGCAGAUAUGAAGGGGAAACCGUGUGAGGACCAUUGCGUCCUGCAGCAUUCAAACAGAAUAUGUGUUGUCACAUUAGCAGAGACUCACCCGAUCCUCCAGGAAGGACGAACAAUCAAGAGCAUCAACUACCAGAUCAGCGAUGGCUGCAGUCGGCUGAAGAAUAAAGUGUCCGGGAAAUCCAAGCGGGGCGGGCAGUUCCUUACUGAUUUCGCACCUCUGUGUAGGAUCACAUGUUCAGAUGAGACUGAAUACACGAUCUACAGCUGCAUCAGGGGCCGUCUUCUUGAGGUCAAUGAGAGUAUCUUAAAAACACCUAAACUCCUGCUGGAAAAGCCGGCCACUGACGGAUACAUCGCCGUCAUCCUGCCAAAGUUUGAGGAGAGCAAGAGCAUAACGGAGAAUCUUCUGAGCCGAGAGGACUUUGAAAGAGUCGUCUCCAAACGGAUUGCUGGCGAAUCGCAGCCCUCCUGACGGCGCUAGGUGUUCCCGCCCUGUUCCAGGUCCCAGCUGUUGUGGAUGUGUUUAUUUUUCUUCAAUUCCCACCAGGCUGGAUAAAAAAAAAACUGUGGAUGCCAUCCUGGAAAAGUGACAUUUACUUGUGAUGACUCCUAAAAGACUUUCAUGUAUAAUGCAAGCAUUGUACUCCCCGACCUAAACAGUGCUUUUAUUUGUUUAUGAAAUUGAAAGUUUGAGGAGGCUCCCUUGGUUUGUUUUUUUGUAAUUUGAAGAACAAGGAGAAAGAGAUAAUAAUAAUUACGUUCUCUGAAUACUGUAAUUAAAUGCAACCCAACAAAU